Messenger RNA from Xiphias gladius (swordfish), 1420 nucleotides. RefSeq names its product parapinopsin a (gene parapinopsina). Gene Ontology annotation, molecular function: G protein-coupled receptor activity. Gene Ontology annotation, biological process: visual perception; G protein-coupled receptor signaling pathway. Gene Ontology annotation, cellular component: membrane; photoreceptor outer segment. The transcript has 5 exons. The record is from RefSeq and is a predicted model, not a curated record. Bases 93 to 1115 code for a protein of 340 amino acids. NCBI's taxonomy places the organism in Eukaryota, Metazoa, Chordata, Actinopteri, Istiophoriformes, Xiphiidae.
CUUACCAAGGAAGCAGUUUGUGGCAUCAGCAAGCAGUCCCACUGUGUUACCCCCGCUGCCAUCAAUCCCUGACUUAAUCUACACUAAGCAAAAUGGAGACGGCUGCCAUCCAAGGAAACUCAUCGUCUCACAGCUCGGUCAACACAGAGCUCCUCUCUCAGACUGGCUACACAGUACUGGCCGUUAUCAUGGGUGUGUUUUCUAUAGCGGGGAUCAUCCUCAAUGUCCUAGUGAUCGUGGUGACAGUGAGGCACAGACAACUAAGGCAGCCACUCAGCUACGCCCUGGUUAACCUGGCCAUAUGUGACCUGGGCUGUGCUGUGUUUGGAGGUCUGCCCACCACAGUAACCAGUGCCAUGGGAUACUUCAGCCUGGGACGCGUGGGCUGUGUGUUAGAGGGCUUUGCUGUUGCCUUUUUUGGUAUCGCAAGUCUGUGUACAAUAGGAGUCAUUUCUGUUGAACGCUACAUAGUCGUGUGUUAUCCCAUGGGUGCUGUGCUGUUUCAGACCAGACACGCAGUUGCCGGAGUGGCGCUGUCCUGGGUGUGGUCGUUUGUUUGGAACACUCCACCUCUGUUUGGUUGGGGAAGUUACGAGCUGGAGGGAGUGAAGACUUCCUGCGCCCCUAACUGGUACAGCCGGGAUACUGGGAACAUGUCCUACAUCAUCAUAUACUUUUUCCUUUGCUUUGCUGUGCCCUUCUCCAUCAUCAUGGUGUCCUACUCAAGACUCUUGUGGACCCUUCGUCAGGUGACCAAGCUGCAGGUAUCGGAGGCUGGCAGCACAAAUCGUGUGGAGGUGCAGGUGGCACGUAUGGUAGUGGUGAUGGUGGUGGCCUUCCUAGUCACCUGGCUGCCAUAUGCCGCCAUGGCCUCUGCUGUCGUCAUAGACUCCAGUCUAUAUAUUGACCCCAUUAUCGCUACCAUACCUGUUUAUUUGGCUAAAAGCAGCACAGUCUACAACCCCAUCAUAUACGUUUUCAUGAACAGACAGUUUCGAGAAUACGCUGUUCCUACCGUCCUGUGUGGAUUGAACCCGUGGGCUUCAGACCCACAAAUGUCUGAGGGUGAGACCACUGUUGCCACUCUCAACAAGGGCCAAAAAGUCCCACCUUAAGAAUCUUUAAAAGAAUAAAAGUAUGUAUGAAUGCCCAUGGUCUCAGUCCCAAAGAACCAAAUCAUCUGAAUUACUUUCAACCAUCCCCCUCUGUACUGGAAUGCAAGGAAAGAUUAAUUUUACAACUUAAAAAUAUCUAUCCACGACUGAGAUAUGGAUGCUAGGAAUGAUGGAUGCUAUAAAUUCUGUAUGGUCCUGUUUAAAAAACAAAAAUAUUGAAGCAGCUUUGAAAAAGGAAGAAGGAAACCAUCAUCAGAUGCGACUUCCUAUGUGCUCAGACAUGUCUGUCUGAAGCUGUCACAACU